Molecule: messenger RNA, 2578 nt
Organism: Physcomitrium patens
Lineage: Eukaryota; Viridiplantae; Streptophyta; Bryopsida; Funariales; Funariaceae
Source: RefSeq, a predicted model, not a curated record
UUGCGGGAGGUUGGGGGGGAUCGGAGCUCAUCCCCAACGGGGCGAUGGCAGCGUUCUGCGAGCUUGGGAUUGGCAGAGUGACCGCGCAAGUUCCAUGGAACCGCGCGGGAUCCCCGUACCGCUAACUUUUGGUUGCCGUUUUCGCCGGCCGGUGAAUGAUUACGAUGAUGAUGUUUUCCAUUCUCAUCGCGAGUGCCUGGAGGGAUUAAUUAGGUAGAUAGAUACUUUGGUUGCGUGCGAGGAAGCUUUCUGUUUCGCUUUGUUGCAGCUAGCACCGGGCUCCACCGCCGUUAAGCUUCCAGUUCUCCAGUCCAUCAUCAACACCAUCAUCAUCAAUCAUUCCCAUUCUUCGCCUUGGCGAAAUCAUUCCUUUACGAAACUUCGCCUUUAGCCCACCGCCUUUAUUUUGUUCCGUGGCUUUAUUCGACUUUCCGUGAGGUGGCCUGGAGCGUUGGAGCUGAUCUGAUCGGAAAAUUGGUUUGCGAGGGGGCGGUGUCCAAGUGUGGAGUACGUUGGGUUCUCUGGGCUGUGGCGGGUUUCGACAUUUGAGCGUAUUGGGAAUUGAUGUGGGUUGGGAUGUGGCAUUUUGAUAAGUUGUGGGGUGCUUGGGUGGUAGGGUUGCGGCGCGUUGAUUUUCUAGGGGAUUUUUUUGAAAAUUUGGGGCUUUCCUCCAGUUGAAUAUGAGCUGCAAUGGAGGAUGGGCUGUGAGUUUGGUUGAGAGGCAGAGUUUUGGGCUGGGUGCAGUAUGGCUUGAGGUGAUCGUAGUAGUGAUCUAUCUCCCUUCGCGGUGUAUCUUAGGUAGGGCAUGAGGUUGUCAUGUGAGGCCUGUCGACAGCAGUCUCGCCAUUAAGCGUGCAAGUUUAACGCUCUUCGCGAGGAAUUAUUUGCUGUAUCUGAGGUGGUUCUUCGAAUGAUCUGCACACUGGAGGAGUUAGAUUCGGGAUGUCCGGAGCGCUCCAGGAAUUUCGUAGAAGUUGUUCUCGUGCAUUGUUGUAGAUGGGGCGACGACGGGAAGUCUCGCGUUGGGAAGAUGACGCCUUGAGCGCAUUGUGGUUAUUACGUCCGACGGGUGCAUUGUUGGAUUGAGCAGGACAUGUUGGGAACCCUUGGAAGUUUUUGGGGGAAGCUUGUAGUGCGAACUGACGCGGGAAAAUUUGCAAGUGGUAGGCAAGGUAGUCUUGUCCUAGAAAGAUGGCCAUCGUGGGCAGUGGCAACCUAUGUGGGUGCUGCGGGAAUGCAAUUACAUCAGGGGUUCCGACAUCAAGGUGGUUGGAUGGUUCCUCAUGGUUACCGCUGCCUACAUUACAAUUCACCAAAAUAGCAAUAAAUGUCUGGAACAAUGGCAAACUUCCUAGAAUGUGUACUCUGCGGUCAUGCUCUGGGGGUAAAUGUAUCAAUUCGCGGGGCGGCGAUAGCAGAAGACGCACAGAUGCAGUGCCUAUGGCUUUGUACACGCACCUGAAAAAUCUGGGCGAAGCAAGGGCGCAGGACGUGCCAAUCAUCACAGAUUCUCAAGUCGUGGAAUCAAAAUGUGGUCUUUACGAAGAUCCAGGAGCGAGUACGGACCAAGAGCAGAUGUUAGGUGUGGUCGGAAAGGUCAACGCGCCUUCUAAGCUGCUGCGUGUCGGUGUGGAUGUUGACGAAGUGCUUGGGAACUUCCUAGCCAGUUUGAACAAAUUUGUCGCCGAAGAAUACCUGCUGCAGCACAAUGUGUCAGAGUACUAUGUGUAUGAUUUCAUGAAGAUCUGGAGAUGCUCACAGACAGAAGCCAACGAUCGUGUCCAUGCUUUCUUCGAGUCGGAGCAUUUUAACAGUGGAAUUCUACCAAUUCCUGGGGCAUUUGAAGCCCUCCAGCAACUGUCUUUGAACUGCCACCUCGUUGUUGUUACAUCCAGGCAACAUGUCAUAAGGCAGCCAACCAUGGACUGGAUCAAUCAGCAUUAUGGCGGCAUCUUCAAGGAGGUUCACUUUGGAAAUCAUUUCGCCUUGGAGGGUGAAGCUCGGUCUAAAUCUGAAAUCUGCAGGUCGCUUGGAGUAGAAGUUCUCAUUGACGACAACCCACGGUACGCUUUGGAGUGUGCCGAACAUGGGAUCGAGGUUCUUCUGUUCGAUUUGCACGGGAACUAUCCUUGGAGCAAGACUGAGCAGGGUCCAACCCACCCGUUGAUCACAAGAGUUCACAACUGGUCUGAAGUCGAACAGGCGUUGCGUGCCCGACUUUAUUAAGUCGAGAUAUGUAAUGCUCUUCAUUGUACAUUUGUCUGCACGCCUUCUUCAUUUAACCUCAGUUUCUGAUUGCACCUGAAAAUACUUGCAGAUCCUAGAAACAUUCAUGAUUCUUCAGACAUUGAUUCGGUCUUAUAAACCAUGAUUAAGAUCAAAUUAGGAAGUCCCAGAGUACAGAAUUCACGUUCCUUAUAAAGAAAUAUGUUGACAAACCUACCAUGACUUAGCCGAUUUGUAUUUAGCUGGUCCGAAGCAAAGCAGUCGGACUUCUAAUGACUAUCAACUACUGCAGACUUGUUCCAAAAUUCAUUUUGAGCUCCCUCCCCAGCUAAUUGCUAAAGUUUCUUUCUUA